AUGGCCGAGGUUAUUGCUAAUCUGGAUUCUUCUGCAAGGAUUCCUCCCCGAGCAGAUGCUACUCCAGCCAUUACGCCAUCUGAGAGUGAUCUUCAUGAGACACCAGCCUCCCAGCCACCACUUAAAAUGAGAAGAUCCAAUCCGAGGCCGGGAGUGCUUAUCAGGGAACAAGCUCAGGAUAUUCAAUAUUCUUCAGCUCCUGGUGUCUCAUCAACUCCCCAACAUGCGCAUGAUGUUGCCUCGGAGAGGCUUGACAGGUUUUUAGCUCAACAAGAUUCUGACCCUGCACCCCGAGGCAAAGGAGUAUAUAUAGGUGCAGGGAGUUCCGGGGGAGUUGAUCCAUUAAUUUCCGAGCUUCGUGCAGAGAUUGGAGUCUUAAAUCAGAAGAUUAUCGAGAAAGAUAUUUUGAUAGGAACUCUGGACGUUAGAGUUUCUGAUCUUGAAAAAGAAAAUCUUGAAAAAUCUGCACAAAUUUCAGUUCUGCAACUCAAUUUUGGCGCUCUAUCAGCUGGAUACUUUGAUUUAAAGAACAAGCUGAUUAGUGAAUUUGGAGACAAAUUCAAAACAUCCAGCGGAGAGACCAGUGCAGUCGAGACUUCUCCCAGUGCCCCUGCCCAAUCAUCCCAACAAGAUCCACUUGAUGAUCCUCCACCUGUGAGAACCACUCAUAUUGUUGACCGCUUUGAAGUUGAACCUGCUCAAGCUAAUCCCAGAGUUACUUUGAAGCUAGUCCAGAGACGAGUCUCUAGUCAAAAGAAAGGGAAAUGGCUCUUCAUGAAGAAUUCUGACAAGAAUGUUCGUGGAAACCAGCCUCAAUUGACUGUGACUGAUCUUCAAAAGAAGCGGUUUGGAAAUAAAUAUGGUGACCGGUCAGGAAUACUUAUGUGGGGAUUUCAUGAUAAACUAAAUAUUUGGGUGGUUAAAAGGAAGAGCGGAAACACGGAACACUAUAAGCACAAGAAUGAUUUUAGCUCUUGGACAAGAGUGGAUCUUACUGAACUUUCCAAAGCUCCUUCUACAAUCCAUCAAAUGAUCCUCGAGGGAGUGACUUCAAACUCUACUUAG
Lactuca virosa is the source of this 1065-nucleotide messenger RNA. The record is from the annotation of a GenBank genome assembly. Lineage: Eukaryota; Viridiplantae; Streptophyta; Magnoliopsida; Asterales; Asteraceae.